ACCAGUUUACACGCAUGAUUUUGUUUUGAAAUAACAAUGAGCUUGGACAUAAUUAAGCAAGGCGCCGAGGGACGGCUCUAUCUGGGCGAAUUCAAGGGUGAGCCUUGCCUGAUAAAGGAGCGCUUUGUCAAAAAGUAUCGCCAUCCCGACCUGGAUGCACAAAUUACGCGGCAACGCAUGAAGGCGGAGGCAAAGGCCGUUGGACGCUGCCAGUCCGCCGGCAUCCUGACACCACGCAUACUACACUCGGAUCUUAACUCUCACAAGUUGUACAUGGAGUUUUUUGAAAACGCACAAACUGCCAAGCAGUAUAUACAAGAAACUGUGGCUGAUAGCAAAUCGGAGCAAGCGCAACAGACAUUGGAGCAGCUGUGCUCGCGCCUAGGUUCUAUUAUUGGUCAAAUGCAUUCGCAAAAUAUUAUACACGGUGAUCUGACUACUUCAAAUGUGUUGAUUAAUCCAAAUGCAAAUGCCAAAGAUGGCUAUGAUAUAAUCUUUAUCGACUUCGGAUUGAGUCAUUACAACCAAGCUACCGAGGAUAAGGGCGUGGAUCUAUACGUGCUGGAGCGUGCCUUACUAAGCACGCACAGUGAGCAGCCUUACCUCUUCGAGCAUAUACUGCAGGCUUAUCGUACACACUGUGGUCAGGAUGAAGCAGCGGUGUUGGCCAAAUUCGAGGAAGUACGCGCGCGUGGACGUAAACGCACCAUGUUGGGUUGAAUAUU
Molecule: messenger RNA, 725 nt
Organism: Drosophila busckii
Lineage: Eukaryota; Metazoa; Arthropoda; Insecta; Diptera; Drosophilidae
Gene: Prpk
Product: EKC/KEOPS complex subunit TP53RK
Exons: 1
Coding region: 37-720 (227 amino acids)
Biological process (GO): protein phosphorylation
Cellular component (GO): nucleus; cytosol; EKC/KEOPS complex
Molecular function (GO): ATP binding; protein serine/threonine kinase activity
Source: RefSeq, a predicted model, not a curated record